Molecule: messenger RNA, 471 nt
Organism: Durotheca rogersii
Lineage: Eukaryota; Fungi; Ascomycota; Sordariomycetes; Xylariales; Xylariaceae
Product: Pkr1-domain-containing protein
Exons: 1
Coding region: 1-471 (156 amino acids)
Biological process (GO): vacuolar proton-transporting V-type ATPase complex assembly
Cellular component (GO): endoplasmic reticulum membrane
Source: RefSeq, a predicted model, not a curated record
AUGGCCAGCUUUGUGCAGGAAAUAUGGGAGUCCAUCUUCGUUCCGGGGACAACGCCAACCCUCUUGGUCGCCACCAACGUCACUUUCGCCUCUCUGCAACUGGUUCUCUUCCUCCUGCUGGUUGCCACCUAUAGCAUUCACUUCAUAAUAUUGUCCUUCUUGUGUGGGGGGCUAUGGUGGGCUAUCAACUGGUUCGCGGCCGAGUUGCAGGUUGCCCAGGCCAAGGAAGCACGAGAGAAGGCGCGCGCCGAACAGCGGCCAGCAGCUCAAACCAGCGGCGAUAGCGAGACCGAGGUGGAGACCAUCGCCACCCAGGAAACCCCUGCGCCAGUCGGUAAAGGGUUGGAAGCUGUCGAACAAGCAGGAGACUUGAAGCUCCGACCGGUACCCUCGACAGGGACGAAAUCGAGCGCCAGCACGGAGGACGAAUGGGAGAAGGUUUCGGAGAACGAGAACGAAAAGGACAAGUGA